This is a messenger RNA of Rhineura floridana, 10207 nucleotides long. RefSeq names its product rhomboid like 3 (gene RHBDL3). The transcript has 10 exons. Gene Ontology annotation, cellular component: membrane. The record is from RefSeq and is a predicted model, not a curated record. Lineage: Eukaryota; Metazoa; Chordata; Lepidosauria; Squamata; Rhineuridae. Gene Ontology annotation, molecular function: serine-type endopeptidase activity; calcium ion binding. The coding region runs from base 8 to 1384 and encodes 458 amino acids.
UCCAAGCAUGGGAGACAGGUUGUUGCCGGAGCCAACUCGUGCAAAUCCUUCUCCUGCUGUGGCCGCCUGCUCCGAAGCAGAAGCGAUCGAGGUCCUGGAAUCCGAGGAUGGCCUGCCUAUGGCUGCGGAGGACAAUCAUAGGGCUGGAAGGAACCAAAAUCCAUCUACUCCAACCUGCUGCCCAAAGACAAAGCUGCCAAGCCAACAACCCCACACAGAUCAUCCUUUGCUGUCCAGAACGCAGUGUGACUCGAGCAGAGGGCAGAAGCAUGUCAGAAAGCACUGGAAAGCUCUGUUUGAUCAGUUUGACCCUGAAAGCACCGGCUACAUAAGCACUGAGAAAUUUCGAAACCUCCUUCAAAGACAUGGCUCUGAGCUAGAUCCACAUAAACUGGAAGUGCUUUUGGCCUUGGCAGACAACAAUUCUGAUGGGAAAAUCUGCUACCAAGAUUUCGUCAACUUGAUGAGUAACAAAAGGUCCAACAGCUUUCGCCAAGCCAUCCUACAGGGAAACAGGAGGCUGUGCAGCAAGGCCCUGCUGGAGGAGACAGGACUGAACCUUUCCCAGCGGCUGAUUCGCCAUGUUGCGUAUGAGACCUUGCCGCGCGAGAUUGAUCGAAAGUGGUAUUAUGACAGUUACACCUGCUGCCCUCCACCUUGGUUCAUGAUUGUCAUCACCAUUGUGGAGGUUGCCUUCUUUCUUUACAAUGGAGUGGUACUAGAUAGGUUUGUGCUGCAAGUCACCCAUCCCUUAUAUUUGAAGAACUCAUUGUUAUAUCAUCCUCAGCUCCGUGCCCAGGCCUGGAGGUACCUCACCUACAUAUUCAUGCAUGCAGGGAUAGAGCACCUUGGACUCAAUGUUGUUCUUCAGCUUCUGGUUGGAGUCCCCCUUGAAAUGGUACAUGGUGCUGCAAGAAUUGGAUUUGUCUAUGUUGCUGGAGUUAUAGCAGGUUCCUUGGCGGUGUCUAUUGCUGAUAUGACUGCACCUGUUGUGGGCUCAUCUGGAGGGGUGUAUGCCCUCAUAUCUGCCCACCUAGCCAAUAUAGUAAUGAACUGGUCUGGAAUGAAGUGCCAAUUCAAGCUGUUGCGCAUGGCUGUUGCCUUGAUCUGUAUGAGCUUUGAAUUUGGAAGAGCUGUGUGGCUGAGGUUCUACCCAUCUGCUUACCCUCCAUGCCCGCACCCAAGUUUUAUCGCCCACCUUGGCGGAGUGGCUGUUGGCAUCACCCUUGGCGUGGUCAUCCUAAGGAACUAUGAGCAGAGGCUCCAAGACCAGUCCUUGUGGUGGAUCUUUGUCUCCAUGUACAUGGUGUUUGUUCUCUUCGCCGUCUUCUGGAACAUUUUUGCUUAUAGUCUGUUGGACCUGAAACUACCUCCACCUCCUUGAGAGCCUGCGUUGAGGAACUGUCAAGGACAAACGGAUGACUUCCGAUCUGCCAACUCCCCUGGGGGGGGGGGAAUGGAAACUGAGGCUUUAUUUUUGUAUGAAAAUCACAAGUGAACCCCCUUUUUCUGAAAAGGCACAAGUUGAGUGGGUACUGUACUGCACAGCUGGGAUGUGACCAUAUUGCUGAAAAAAAGAGCGCUAAGCAAGGACUGAUCAAUAGAAGCAUGCUUGGAAGACAUUUGGGCAUGAAGAUUUACAGGUAUCACAGGAGUCCAUAAGAGCCAGCCCUUGUACCCCUUGCUCAUGCAAGUAGUUUGGUGCUGUUUUCAUGAGAAAGGGCUGACAAUUCAGCCCUAUGUUUGUGUAACUGAGCACUUACCACCACAUAUUGAUGAAUGUUAAUAGACAUAGUGAAAUUUUGUUUGGGUUGCCUACAUUUUUCCAGGUUAAUCUUCCACUAUACCCAUAAUCAGAUGUAUAAGUAUCUAUCAGGCCAUGGGUGAUAGCUGUUACUUCUUUUAACUGGUGAAAUAUCCUAAAAGGGCACUCAGUCAAGGGUGCUUGGCUUGAUAGGUCAGGCUGUUCUACAGUGCCACUGCUAAUGCACAGUGAAUUUGGAUAGUUCCUCAAGUCUACAAUCUGUUAAGAGGAACAUGUCUUACAUAGAAAGCUUCCAAGGGUUUCAGUGUUUAUGGGUUCACACCUGACCAGUGGUAGAGGCCAAGAAUUUGCACUGAAAGUUUUGAAAGUGCUUUAACCUGGUUGGUAAAUACAGUUGCAUAUUUAACUUGAUUUUCAGUUUGUGGCUAGGUUUUCAUUCUUAAAUAUUUUGCAGACCACUUGAAUAUUUUGCAUUUUUUUUGUGGACAAUCAUGCUAUGUUCCUCUGGCCUCUUGUUUUCUUCCUUUGCCCUACACAUUCUAAAAAUGCAGCAUCUGCUCUCUGGCUGGAAAAGGGUUGCCAGAUGUCUCUUACUUUAAUGAUGUUAUUCCAGAAUGUCGCAGCCCACUCAGCACAAUGGGUGCCUUACCACCACUCUGUAGCACUAUAUAAGACAGAGACCACAACUCUGCAAUUCUCUUGACUUUUGAGAUGUUCUUGAGACCUUGGAAGACAUAUGUGAUCACAUCACUAACAAACAUUUAUACUGGGUUCUUAUUUGUAAAAUGUGAAUGUGGUUCCUUUUGCCUUGUGUGUUUUGAAAGUAGCCAGCCAGGCUAUAAUGCUGCUGUAUAAAUCUUUCAGAUGUACUUUAGGCUGCAAUCCUAUACUCAGUGGGAGUGACUUCUGAAUAGGCAUGCAUAAGAUUGCACUGUUAGUGGGUCAGGGAUGUAUUUGAUAAGGAUACCUCAAGGGAGGGCUUAGUUCUCACUGGAGAAGUGAAAUGGGGGAGGGGAACCUGUGACCCUCCAGACUGUUGUUGGACUCCAGCUCCCAGCAGCCCUGGCCAGCGGUCAGGGAUGAUGGGAGCUGUAGUCCAGUAACUUCUUAAGGACCUCAGGUUCCCCACCCCUGCAAUAAAACAAGGAUGGGGAACCUGUAGCCCUGCGGAUGUGCUGGACUACUCCCAUCAUCCCUGACCAUUGGCCAUGCUGAUGGGAGCUGGAGUCCAACAUCACCUGGAGGGCCACAGGUUCCCUGCUCCUGGAGUAAAGCAACAUCUGGCUGUGCCACUUCAAACAAUAGGCAGAGGUUACUGUGUCUGUAUGCUUGUCAUGUGAAAACAAAGUUCCCUGCACAUAGAAAAGUAGGUGUCAGGGAGAAGGCAAUGCUAGAACUGCCCUCUUUUACAUCGAGGUUUCUGUGUAGAAAACGUUUUGUUUUUGUUUGGAGGAGCAGUCAGUCAUAUGAGUCUCCAUGUACAGUCUAAAAUGGCGCAGGCCAGGCACAGAUUUACUACCUCACUGACCACUAAGUGAUCAAGCUCAGGUGUUCUGCAGGAAGAAGUCACGUCAGGGAUGAGAUCAUACCUCGCAGCUGAUACAGUGGCUUCUUCACCAUCUUAAUAAAUUUGCAAUUAUAUGCUGAAAAUCAGCAGAAGCCUAGGUCUUUAUCAGUGUGCAUGCUGGGAAAUGCCACAUCCUGCUUCUGGACAUAAGGUCUGCAUGGCUGCUCAACCUGGCUAAUGGGUACGUGCUAAAAGAUGGUUAUGUAGGCUAUUUCAAGCCAUAGUCAGGCAUACUAGUGUCUGCUGCUGAGCCAACUUGUGCUGGAUCCCUGACAUGUAUUUAUUUGUAUAAUUCAUGUUUGAUGAAUUCACACUUUACAAUGCUGGCAUACACUAAGAUAUCUUAGGUAGACAACUAAAAAUGCUAUGUGUGAAGAGGGCCUGCUGGCAGGAAACUAUCAUAAUUGAGCAAACAUGGCAUGUCCUAGUUACCUUUCUGUACUUGGGCAUUGUGGCUGCUGAAUUAACUACUUAAAGUGCUUGCUGAUGUUCAUGGAAAGCACACAGGAAAAGGGUAGCAAAAUACUGUCUGUGGCAAAUAACCCUUUCGUCCAUUUUGCAGGUCUAGUCUGCAGCACAAUAAGCACGCAGAAAGAUCCUAGCAUACCAGCUAAGAGACAUACCAGUCCUGGGAGAGGGACGAAUUGUACUUCUAGGUUGCUAGCCCUUCCUUUUUUUCAGAUAUCUUUCAGUGAGGGGCUAUAGACAUUUGUUCUCAUUUUUCUAAGGUUGUUCUGCUUUGUCUCAUUCUAUUUUUCUCAGAGUGAUGCCAGUCAAACUCUGUAGCUCAAUUUGGAAUUAGCUCGUUCCAGAGCUUUUUCACUAAUCAUUCAGGGGAAAAAACCUCGUUUAUGGCCUGACAGUUCGCUUCUAGCUUUUGAUAGGGCAUACACACUGAUGACGCUGCGCAUGUGUGCUUUAUCAUGCAUGGUCUGGUCAUAAUUCACAGUAAACAAUGGGCAUUUCCAGGGCUUAAUUUGCAAACCAAUAUAUCAAGAGAUAUCAUGAACAGGUUGUUGGUAACAAUUUUUUUUAACUUAAUGGAUUUUCUCUGGAAAAGGUUAAUCUUAAUUAAAUGGAAAAUACAGGCUGGCAUUUUCAUGCCAACAAUAUCAUGUGGACACUGCGAAAAAUUUGCACGCAUGAGGAGCACCAAUCCCACAAUAAACACCAACCUGUUGGUAACAGUAAGUAUUCGGUAUAAAAGAGCUUUUCCAGAGACUUUUAGAAUGCAGCGUCCUGGGGCACCUGGUUUGCUUACUGCACAUCAGGAUCUCAUUGUAUUUUGCAAGCCAGUAAGAACCUUUGGGAGAGAUGCCACUCAAUUUGUAACACCGAGCAUUAUGAUCCGGAUAAGGUGGUAUUUCAAACCAGGUAAUCAUGAAUGUUGGCAACAUCCCUACUUUCUGUAUAUCCAGCAUGGCUUCUAUGAGGCAGCAGAACCAACUCCGUAUUACACAUCGGCACCUUUGCCAAAUAAAUAGGUGAACUGUAAAGAGAGAUUCUAUUUGUCAGGGAAAAGCCAGAGUCCUGCAGAAGUUCUUAAGGACUGCUUGUUUGGGGACAUUAAAUAAAAAAUAAGAAUUGCACAGAACUGAAAUCUGACUCUUCAGAGCUGAGCUGAAGGUGCAAGGAAAAAAACCACAGGGUGAUAUUCAUAGAAUCAUAGAAUAGUAGAGUUGAAAGGGACCUAUAAGGCCAUCAAGUCCAACCCCCUGGAAUUCAACUAACUUUUUGCACUAGCACAAUGGGGUUCCCCUCCUCUCCUUGCCCCCCACACCUUGCACUGACCCAGAUCUGCUCUGGAGGUUGGGGAAAACCCCAGAACAGAUUUAAGGGGUUCAUGGGGAGGGAGGAGAGGAGAAGAUCGCUGCAUUGCAGAAGGAGAAAUGCACUGAGGGAAUCUUAGCUUUAGUACUAUAGUGAAUACAGCCCAGAAUUCUGAGGUGCAAAGGGGGGUUGAAUUUGGUCCUGAAGAACUCACAGAUAGUUGCCAAGGACAAGCAUAGGUCUCUGAGUGAUCUGCACACAGUUAGGCACCAGGCUCAUUAAUCUAAUGAAGUUCAUGUCAAAUCCCUUUUUCUGUCAUAGGCUUUUUUCCUCUCUUGAAGCCAGAGCCUCAUAUACUUGAGCAAUUUUUGUUUUGUGUGUGUGUAUAUACACACACACCACAGCUGUACAUGAUGCCUAAUGUGCCAGAAUAAAAUAAAUUACAAGAGGCGUGAAUCAAUCCACCCUUCCUGCAGACACUGUUCAACAAAGAGUAGUGGCAUAGAACAUAGUGGUUUUUUACUCUGCUUUUUCACAUAUGUGAGGUCACAGGCUGUUGGAGUAGUUAUCUGUAACAUUUUCAGUGACAAUCCCACGAGCAGGCAAAAUCUAAAGCAGGAAGGGGGAACCUUGGCUCUCCAGAUGAUGUUGGACUGAGACUCCCAUCAACCUCAGCCAGCAUGGCCAAUGGCAUGAGAUGAUGGGAAUUGUACUCCGAAAAACAUCUGGAGAGUCACAAGUUAUCUGCCUCUGAACUAGAGGGACAGCAUAGUGCUUGGCAACGUUUCAUUUCACACACAUGCUCACUGGCUCACAUUGUAUUAACAUGACCCAUUACAUUGAAUGUGGCCCUAAGAGUGAGAAUUGGAUAGGCAGCAGUAGCAUGGAUGAAAUUCUGAGUUGUGACUCUUCAGCUUAAUUCUCUGGAAGAGCACAUGUGGACUAUAUUACUGCAGAAGGGGAUUCUCAUGACUGAAUGCUCCUCCUCUCAAAAUACCAGUAAAUGUAAGGGAGAAAGGUUCUAGCCUAGUCUUCUCCCUGACAUACCGGUUCUCUAUCUGCCAGGAUAUCUGUCUGCAGUAGUAUAUUCCUGAAACAGGCUCAUCUCCUCACAUACUGUUUAUGAAGGGCCAUAGCUCAGUGGUAGAGGGUCCAGAAGGUUCCAGGCUUGAUCCCCCGUUUCUCCAGGUUGAGCUGGGAAUGUCUCCCAUCAGAAAUCAUGGAGACUUGCUGCCAGUCAGUGUAGAUGAUACUGAGGGAGAUGGACCAAUGGUCUGAUUUUGUAUAAGACAGCUUCCUGUGUGAGACAGGACUUGAUGCUGCAGUGACCAGAACAUCCGGCGUAAUGCCAUUCUUGACUUGGAUAAACAUUUUACUUGUCAGUGAUUAGAGAUGAAAUCUGCUUCCUGACCAUGUAAACUGCCUCUCUCUAUAGCAAAGAGCACUCCGUCAUGGAGCAAGGACAACACAGAAAACUUUCCAUUGAGCUCACCAACAUCUACAUUCAUAGACUUUAUGAGAGCAAUCAAUAAAAACUUGUCCAGUCUGGUUUACCGUUCUUCUUUUCCCCAUCCCCACCUCAUCCAUCCCAAGACAAAUAUAUUUCCACAAGGUUUCCAGCUAGUAGCUGUGUAAGGCUAUGACAUUUUGCCAGUCAAACCACACAAGACUAAGGCCAUUCUGAGUUAAACUGCCUCUUAAAGUCAUCCAGUCGCUCUGGGAUAUUGCUGCUCCAUAGAGUGAUUAGAGGAUAAUUUUCUCCUUUACCUGCAAAUGUCCUUGCUAGCUCACAACCUUGCAGCCUCCUGCAGAUAUUUGUAGAUUAAUUGCAUGUUGCAGUGAGUCUUAGCCUCUUCACAAAAACACAAAGUCUUUGUGUUUAAUUCUGCAUCAGCCAGAAUCCCUGGGAUGUAGCCUUAGCCUUUCUUUAAAUAUAUUUAGAAUAAUUAAAAUGCUGUCAAUGGAUGGGAACAUGCAGGUUUUAAUACUAGCUAACAUGGGCGUAAAGCCAGUCUCAUCUUUGGUUAAGGUUUGCAUGACAGGCAUAGAGACAGAACGUGCACUCAGAUCGGCACUUUUACAAUGAAGUGUUCCAGCAUAGUGUUUAAAGAGCAACUGAUUUGGAAGGGUGACGAAACAGAAUUGCUCAGCUCCUACAGGGACAUCUACUGGCUAAUGUAUUUACUGGCAUCUACUGGCCAAACUAUUUUUUCUAAAGGCUAUGCUCACAAAUUUUAAAUUAGAUUUUUAAUGACCACAAUCCUGUUCUGGACGGAUGCCACCGCCCUUUAGAGGCAGAUGGCAGUGAUUAUUAAACAUGUUUCUAUGAUGAGACUGGCUUAAGGUCACAGAAGACAUCUCUAGACAAACUAUGAAUUUGCUCCAGAACCCCUGUGACAUCACACAGAGCGCUGGGGCGCACACACUUUACAAAAGGAGUUUGGGCUUGUUAGAAGCCAAAUGCAAGUUCAGUCCUGUACACAGCUUCUGGCAUGGUGGAUGCCCAGCGAAUGGAACAGAUGGGGCAAAGGAAGAGGGAAAUGUAAAGUUUAAUCAUGUUCUGUCAGCUCAUCUAUGCUAUUGGGAAAAUCCAGUUUGCAGGGGAAAAGAAGUGCCUGGGAGGCUUGAGCCUUUAAUCCUUCCCCCACCUGUUGUUGCUUUUCCCUGCAAAUCUGUUUGGCCCCAGAUAAUUUUCUAUCAAAUUACUUGGGGAGAGAAGUCCGUUUUCUACCACGUAUUUAAGAAGUGUCUUCUCUACAUAUCCCUGCACACAACCCAGGGUGCAACUUUGCAGCAGAGAAGUGGUGACUAGUGGUGACCAGGCUUGUGUUUGCCACUGAAAGUGUAGGCUGUUACUGGUUUAGUUCAGAUUCAACGGGAAACUUUUGAACAAGCUGCAAUAAACUUAGGGCUCAUGCACGUCUCCUUUCUCUUAUACACCUGUAAGCUAAUCAUAAACUCACUUCAUUUUUAAGGAAAGUUCUGUGUAAUGUCCAAACUCAAGGAACUAUGGUUUGGUUAUGCUUCAAUUAGUGACCAAACCUGGAUGCAAAGGCACAAUUUGAUCCUAAUUUCUUCUCACUAAUCAUUAACAAACCAGUUUUCCCAGUUCAGACAUCACAGAGAACUAUGGUUUGUUUAAAGUAAGAACUCCCAAUCUACUAAUGUGUGCAAAAGAGACAAAUAUGCAAGCCUGAGGUUCACCAUGGUUUGUUCAUGUAGCAGGAAACUAUGAGUUUUCAUUAUGUCUGAACUGGGUCUGUUUCAACACAUUUAUAAUUAAAGGCUGACACUUACAUAAUGCCUACCAAGAGAAUAAUUUGUGUGCAGCUGGAAUUUCUUCGAAGUCUCUUCAGUUUAGUUUCAACGUAACAUUUAAAUUGAAAACCAGUUUGCCUCUUCAGCAGGGCAAGUGGAAUCUCUACAGGAACAGAAAAGUGGCAAGUGAUGGAAGAUGAUGAGCUAUUAAGAUUGAAAAUUAGCAGAUGAAAAAGUCCUUUGCUGCCCGUGCAGAAAUGUAAUCCCCAUCUAGUGCUAGGCAGUGUUACGAUGAAUAGAGCUGAAGUUAGGAUCUUGUUUUUACAAACCUUGUAAAUGUGGUUAAAAACUAAUUUGCCACUUAAAUUUUAUCACAUGCAAUUGAACUGUGAAUUCCAAGUAGAUUUGUGUCUUAAUACAUAUUGAGCUUCUUGACAAACAGGUGAAUUUCCCCCUAUAAAUCAACUUGCAAAGCAGCAUCUUAUUUUAGAGGUGCUCAAAAUGAAACACAACACCUGGUUAAGUCUAUACCUGAGUCAUGAACAAAACUCAAGAAUUUUAGUCUCUUAGGAUUAUGUCUUGCUCAUGUUGCAUUUGGUUUCAGCAUAGAUCAAAAACUGUGCUUUCUAAUUCCCUCUACAUAUAUAAUCACAUAAAUUGUGUUUUAGCCAAACAGUGCAUGAGAACCACCAGUUUUGAAAACAGGUCUCUGUGACCCUGCCUUAGUGUGCGUAUGGCGUCCUUUUACUCAAAAACAACUUUAUAAGCCUGGAAAAGGGAACGUAGUAAAAUCUCUGUGCUCCCCAUGCAUUUAAAUUCUCUUAAGGAGGUCAGAUUGGGUACCUUGCCUGUUUCACACACACCCUCCCCAAAGCCCUUGUGUGUUUUCCUGGCUCUGCAAACACCUCUCUCAAAUGUAACCUCAUCUGUGCGAUGGUGGAUAUACACAUUCCUGAGGUCCCAGGCCCACUUCCCACUACAGGUAGGGCCUUAUUAUUGGGACAGAUGCUUGAAGCAUCUCUGAGGAUUGCUCACACACAAAGUCCCCAUUCCCCACUUUUUAAAAUAUCUGCUACUUUCUGAACAAUACGAUUUUAAGAAGCAUCUUUAACAUUGCUUGCUGAAAGCCUCAAAUAACCUAUUUCUUACAAAGACAUAUUUAACCAUUCAGUACUUCAACAAACAGAAGUGAAACAAAAACAAACUUGCUGGAAGGUAAAUGCACUUUAAUACCAUAAUUAAUCACUGGUUUCUAACUUGAGAAAACUAUCUAAUAGGUUCCUUAGAAUCCCAAACCAGAAUAUAAAUAAAUAUCACAGAGAGUUUUACAAGACACAAUAUAAUUUCACACAUUGAAUUUAUGCAGCACAAAUGUUAAUUUUCACCCAGUUUAAUAGCUAUAUUGGUCACCAAGCACAUCCUGCCUCCCCAUAGUGCCUGUUUAAGUUUACAAAACAAAGCUAGAUUUAUGAAGUUUUUCUUUCUUUUGCUAACACAGUUAGUACCUUCCUCCAUGGUUAACCUUUGUAGCAUCAAAUGAAGUAAUUCUGCCUUAAAAAAAUGCUGAACAGAAUAUACUUUUCCAUCAAGGGCUAUUCGAGCAAACACAGUACUUGCAAAACAGCAUGCUGCAAUGUCAAAAUACUUUUCUAUUGUGUACAUAACUGUAUAGUUUUGUUUCUAACAAUUAUUUGUGCACAGAUUCCAUUCAAGGUUUACUGUUCAGCUUCUUUUCUUUUCAAUAAGAUGGUUGAUAUAAACACGGCAAAAUAAUAACAAAAAGCAACAUGUAAAGAUGGGGGGCAUGUUUUAUAAAUGCAACUAUAAUUAAAUAAUAACUAUUUUGA